CGUUUUUAAAUGGCGGGAGGAGAAAUGUGACUUUGUGCUCAGCCGGUUCGCUCUGUGGUGCGUAAUUGAUUCGGGGAGAAUCUGGAGCUGCAGCACUCAUUUUAGCACAGUCAAAAUCCUCCAGAGAGUCCCCAGGGAGGGGAAGGCUGCUGCUUUUGAACUUCCUCCCUGUGUUGCUUCAGGGAGUCCUGUACACCAGCCAAGCAGUGUCCCCACCUCCAUAAAAAUAAUGGAAGACAAACGCAAGAAGCGGAGCCCGAAGGUGUCUCUUCCCCAGCCCCCUCCUCCCCCCAUCAACCCCCGCAAACUCACCGUCCUGCCUGCCAGCAAAAGUGCCACCUUCUCUCUUGGCCUGCCACAGCCCCCCUCCCCCAAGAACAGAGGCAAGUGCAAGAGAUCUAUCGGAGCGCCAGGACAGCCCAAAGAGGUGUUUACAGUCGUCGUACCUCCACCAAAGAACACCAGGCCCCACAAGGAGAAGCCCAGGGCCCCACAGCCUGCAGGGCCCAGUAAAGUAGUCCAGUCUUCCCCCCUGCAGCACUCCUUUCUCACAGAUGUCUCAGAUGUGAGAGAGAUGGAGGGAGGCCUCCUCAAUCUUCUCAACGACUUCCACUCAGGCAAACUACAGGCUUUUGGUAAGGUGUGCUCCUUUGAGCAACUGGAGCAUGUGCGUGAGAUGCAGGAGAAGUUGGCACGACUGCACUUUAGCCUCGACAGCCACGUGGAGGAACUAUCAGAGGACCAGAGGAAGUGUGCCUCCGACCACAACCUGGAGCACCUGCUCUGUAACCUGGAGGAGCUCAGCACCUCAAUACAAAAGCUCCACUUGGCUGAGAACCAGGACCUGCCCAAGACAUCUGGUCCCUGACAAAGCGAGGUGUGGAGGAUGGCGACCAAACACUCAUCUUCUCCCAACAUCUAACCAGACCAGGUUGCCAUGGUAUUGAUCCAGCUGCCUUAGUAACAGAAUGGAAAAGAUCUAGAGGAGGAGGAGGAGCUAUUUUUCCAUUUGGUCAUUGUAGCAGAGGGAACAUAGUGACUCAAAGCAGCAGCCAGAGCAUUAAAUGAACACUAAAAACCAUAAAGCCCUCAUUCAUGGCACAAGAAAUGAUCAGAAGGUUUAGAUAAAAUAUGUUGUGUCUAAGUUAUCAGCAUGUUCUUGGUAUCAACUAACUUGGCUCCAGUUACUAGUUACAUCAUUGGCCACAAAUAAUUAAAUCCAGGUGUAAUCUUUGGUUCUCUAUUUGUGUUUUCAAUUUUCAUCACAAAAAGCCAAUUUCAUGACAGUUUAAGAAGUUGUGCUGAUUUCAAAGUAUGCCUUGUCUAUUGCAUCGUUUCCGAAGGUAUGUGUAUCUGUUAGCAAAUUUGGGCCAUACUUAAGUAGCAAACAUGUUUAGCCCUUGUCGACAACACCACUGUGGUUAGCUUAGAAUUCUAAAGGGGAGUUUACACUUUUGCUAUUAUUGUGAAUAAGCAUUUUUCUAGCUUUGCUUUUGAAGUUUAAAACUGGAAAGCAGACUGGAUGUAGUUAAAGUUGGGUGAAUCUUUUGAUAUAACUGCAUUUGAUGUGAGAAGUUACAAAAUGUAUGUUUGAUGAACUUACAAGUACAAUGGUUAGUUUUUGCCAAUGUGCAGUCCAGCUACUGUAUUUGUUGACACUGAUGGGAUAGAUUGUGACAGUGCUUUAUCAGGGUUGCCUUUAGGCUUUGUUUUUGUGGAUGAUGGCUGGCCCAGUAGCAGCAUCCCUCCCAGCACAAGCUAGUCAACCUAACUACUGAAAUGCUGUAAAAUCACCUACUGUAACAUGGAGGUCACAGGGAGUCUGAUACGACAAGACCUUCACUUGUCUCUCGUGAUACUGUGCUGGACAGCCCGUUUUCAGAGUAAUACAGCUGGCAUAAAUCUGUACAGUACAACUUAAAAGUGGCAGCUACUUUUAUAGUUUAAACAUUUAGGAGGUAAGAUUCUGAUGCGCAUUGUAUUUAAUUCCAAACUUGGCAGCGGACCUUUGCCAUAAUAUUUUAUCCCUGACAAGCAAGUUGAUAAUGUGAUUAUGUUUUUCAAUCUGAAACUUCAAAGCAUGUCGAAUCAUUGGUGCAUUUGGUUAUUAAAAAUGUAAUACGAGACUUUUUUUAUACUGCUUUCUAAGCCUACCUCUUUUCUAAGGGCAUGGUCCAGAUAGCCUCUAAAGUCACAUAUUACAUUUCUAAUUCUGAUACCACAUCAGAGAUCCUCUUCAGUCAGCAAUUUUCUGUUAUUUUACAUAUUAAGAGCAUUACAUCUAAAAUGGGCACGGUCAAAACAACAUAAAACCUGUUCAGUGUGUAUUCAGUUCCUAGUCAUUAAUUAAAGUAAAUUAUGUAACUUAAAAGGCAUAGAAUGUGUGUUUCUUGGAUAAAAUGUAACUUAAAGGUGCUCUAAGCGAUGUCACACGUUUUUUUUAGGCUACAACAUUUUUUGUCACAUCCAGCAAACAUGUCCUCACUAUCCGCGAGAACAGACUGUAAAAAAAAACGCGGACUCUGUAGACAGCCCAGGCUCUACAAACGGCAACAAAAACAAUCAGUGCUAACCUGCACCACGAAACACACAAACCGUGGUCCAGCGUUGCAGUCAAUAACCGACAAGGAGUUUGGGGUGGGGGUUUGUGUACCGAAGGGAGGGGGAGGAGGCGGGAUGAGGAGAGAGGAACGAGUUUAAUCUCGUUUUGUUUGAAAAUACCUCAAACAUCAACAAGAAGUGCCGUCACCCAACAUUGCUUAGAGCACCUUUAACAAAUGUGGUCAAAGCCCGUCAAAAUCCUUUUUCCAAUACAAUUAACAUUUGAAUGAAGCACCUGGAAGUUGGUUUUACAGAAAUAAAACACUUUAUUUAUAUAU
Etheostoma spectabile (orangethroat darter) is the source of this 2879-nucleotide messenger RNA. It is a transcript of the gene ccdc28b, whose product is annotated as coiled-coil domain containing 28B. Lineage: Eukaryota; Metazoa; Chordata; Actinopteri; Perciformes; Percidae. The transcript has 7 exons. The record is from RefSeq and is a predicted model, not a curated record. The coding region runs from base 230 to 868 and encodes 212 amino acids.